Molecule: messenger RNA, 1272 nt
Organism: Chanos chanos (milkfish)
Lineage: Eukaryota; Metazoa; Chordata; Actinopteri; Gonorynchiformes; Chanidae
Product: G2/mitotic-specific cyclin-B3-like
Exons: 11
Coding region: 1-1272 (423 amino acids)
Biological process (GO): mitotic cell cycle phase transition
Molecular function (GO): cyclin-dependent protein serine/threonine kinase regulator activity
Source: RefSeq, a predicted model, not a curated record
AUGCCCGUUCAACGGGGAAGAAAAAACAGCGCUGUUUGUAAGCUCCGAGGCAAGGCAAAGGGACCGGCGAACCAGGAAGAUGACGCGCAUGUUGUCAAGCGAGCCCCUUCUUCUCCGCAAGGGGCUCCCAAGAAAAGAUCUGCCUUUGUUGAUCUAACAAAUGCCAAAAACGCCGAACUUGGAGCCCAAGCCAAGAAUGAGACAGCUGUCAAAAAGUCACAGAAGAGCAAAGUGGCGAUCAAAAGUGAUGCCAAGCUGAAAGACUGUUCGGAGGUGUUGUCAUUUGAGAUACCACCUAAACAGGUGGAGGCGAAGGUCACCGAACCCCUGACGGAGGUCAAAGCGCACCCGUCGGAGGUGGUGGAGGAAGAAGAGCCCCAGUUGGGGUCUUCUCCGUGCCACGGAGACCAGCAGGGCCGGGUACCUGAGGAGUUUGACAUCGAUAAGGAGCAGGCGGGAGACUGCUGCAUGACACCUGAGUAUGCCAAAGACAUCUUCGAUUACCUGAAGGACAGAGAGGAGAAGUUUAUCCUGACGGAUUACAUGAGCAAUCAGCCUGAUCUGAAUAAAGACAUGAGGGGCAUUCUGGUUGACUGGAUGGUUGAGGUCCAGGAGAACUUUGAGCUGAACCAUGAGACGUUGUACCUGGCGGUGAAGCUGACUGAUCACUACCUGUCCACCACUGUGGCCAUGAGAGAAUCUCUGCAGCUCAUUGGCUCUGCCUCCAUGCUCAUCGCAGCCAAGUUUGAGGAAAGGUGUCCUCCCUGCCUAGACGAUUUCCUCUACAUCUGCGACGACGCCUACAAGAGGCACGAGUUCAUCGCCAUGGAGAGGAACGUUCUGCAGGGGCUCAACUUCGACAUCAACAUUCCCAUUCCGUACCGCUUCCUCCGACGCUACGCCAGGGUGGCACGUGCCAACAUGGAGACGCUGACCCUGGCACGGUACGUGUGUGAGCUGAGUCUGCUGGAGCUGGAGCUGGUACCAGAGAGGGCAUCACGCCUGGCAUCAGCCUGUCUGUUCCUCGCCCUCGUCACCAAGGGCCUCGGAGGAUGGACCGCCAUCCUGGAGUACCACAGCGGGUACACGUCGAGGGAUCUCGGCCCUCUGGUGCGAAGGCUGCGUUCUAUGCUGGAGCAGCCUGCGGAUGACAAACUGAGAGCCGUCAACAGCAAAUACUCCCACAAAGUUUUCUUUGAAGUCGCUAAAAUCCCUCUGGUGGACGCUAAGACAUUGGAGGAAGCACUUACAGGUCAAGAGAAUGCUAAGUGA